Messenger RNA from Ictalurus punctatus (channel catfish), 2905 nucleotides. It is a transcript of the gene stat1b, whose product is annotated as signal transducer and activator of transcription 1b. The transcript is spliced from 24 exons. Gene Ontology annotation, biological process: regulation of transcription by RNA polymerase II; defense response; response to peptide hormone. The record is from RefSeq and is a predicted model, not a curated record. Bases 191 to 2443 code for a protein of 750 amino acids. Gene Ontology annotation, molecular function: DNA-binding transcription factor activity, RNA polymerase II-specific; RNA polymerase II cis-regulatory region sequence-specific DNA binding. Lineage: Eukaryota; Metazoa; Chordata; Actinopteri; Siluriformes; Ictaluridae.
UAAACCUGCUCCAGAAUCCAACGUGCUGUGAGAACCAGACAUCUGUCACCAUUGUCCAGCCUAUAAUAAUAAUAAUAAUAAUAAUAAUAAUAAUAAUAAUAAUAAUAUUAAUAAUAACAACCUGCACAGAUCAUCUUUUAAAUUCUACUCACCUUCCUUUAUUGGACCAAAUCCGAGCGAGUUUUAAAAGAUGGCACUUUGGUACCAGCUACAACAGCUGGACUCGAGAUACCUGGAGCAAAUCGACCAGCUCUACGAUGAUGCGUUCCCCAUGGAGAUUCGUCAGUACCUCAGCCAAUGGAUUGAAAGCAUUGACUGGGACGCUGUGGCCCUGGAUGAGUCCCUAGCGAGGGUGCGUUUCCACGAGCUUCUGAGUAAACUGGAUGAGCUCUACGGUCGCCUGAAUCCGAGCAACAACUUCCUCCUUCAGCACAACAUCCGCAAAAUACAACGCAACCUACAGGAACACUUUCAGGAAAAUACAGUGUACAUGGCUAUGAUCAUAUCCAACGCCCUGAACGAGGAACGGAGAAUUCUGGAGUCGGCCCUCAGAACACAGGAAAAUACGGGCUCACCCCAGGUCAGUGUUGUACAGGAGAAGCAGAAGCAGUUGGAGAGCCAGGUGAAUGAGCUGAAGAAGAAAGUGCAGGCAGCAGAACAGGAUAUUCAGGUUCUUGAGGAUCUACAAGACGAGCAUGACUUCAAGAAGAAAACUUUACAGAGUAGAAUGGAGGUUGAAGCAAAUACACAAAUAGCCAAAGAGAUUCAGCUGGAGGAGUUGAAGAUCAGAGAGAUGUUCCUUCGGCUGAACAAAAUCAGAGAGGCAGUCGUAAUGGAGUUAUUAAAUGCACUAAAAUUAGCGGAUCUGACCCAGAACACACUCAUAACAGAAAAGGUUCCAGAGUGGAAGCAGAGGCAGCAGAUGGCUUGCAUUGGUGGUCCUCCAAAUGCUUGCCUGGAUCAGUUACAGAAUUGGUUCACCGCAGUGGCAGAGUGUUUGCAGCAGAUACGUCAUCAGCUGAACACGCUGCAGGAGCUGGUGGUGAACUUCACUUACGAAAACGACCCCAUCACUUUGAACAUGAGCUCAUUGCAGGAGCAGGUGCUGUCGCUGUUCAAAAACCUCCUCGUCAAUUCCAUUGUGGUGGAAAGGCAGCCGUGCAUGCCCACGCAUCCGCAGAGACCCCUGGUGCUGAAGACUGGUGUGCAGUUCACAGUUAAACUCAGGCUGCUGGUCAAACUGCCCGAGUUAAACUGCCAGCUAAAAGUCAAAGCCUCUUUCGACCAGGAUUUAACAGAAAAGAAUACAUUCAAGGGAUUUCGUAGGUUCAAUAUUUUAGGAACCAACACUAAGGUCAUGAACAUGGAGGAAUCAAACGGCUGCCUGUCUGCUGAGUUCCGGCACUUGCAACUGAAAGAAAAGAAAGUAGUUGGAAGUAGAGCAAAUGAGGGUCCUAUUCUCAUCAUGGAGGAACUUCAUUCCAUCAGCUUUGACACUCAACUCAACCAAGGAGAUAUCUCCAUCAGUAUAAAGACCACUUCACUUCCUGUAGUGGUGAUCUCUCAUAUCAGCCAGCUGUCGAGUGCCUGGGCCUCCAUCCUCUGGUUUAACAUGCUCUGUACUGACACUCAGAACCUCGCAUUUUUCCUGAACCCGCCUCCGAUGAUGUGGGGAGACCUGGCGAAGGUCCUGAGCUGGCAGUUUUCCUCCAUCACUAAGAGAGGCCUGAACACAGACCAGCUGAGCAUGCUGGCAGAUAAACUACUCGGUCCUGAGGCUCAAGGAGACCCGAACACUCCCGUCUACUGGACUAAGUUCGCUAAGACGACGUCGAACGAGAGAGGAGUUGCGUUCUGGCUGUGGAUCGAUGGGAUUCUGGACCUCAUCAAACGAUGCCUACUCAAUAUCUGGAAUGAUGGGCAUAUAGUGGGCUUUAUUAAUAAAGAGAAGGAGAAAACUCUGCUAAAAGACAAACGUCCAGGAACGUUCCUCCUGCGCUUCAGCGAGACGUGUAAAGACGGAGGCAUCACCAUCACGUGGGUGGAGCAGUUGCAGAACGGUGAACCCAAGACACAUUCGGUGAAGCCUUACAAGAAGCAGGAUUUAGUCAACAUCACUUUCCCUGACGUGAUUCGGAACUACACACUAAUGGAUGCUGAGAAUAUUCCGGAAAACCCUCUGGUCUACCUGUAUCCGGACAUCCCUAAAGACGUGGCGUUCUCACGCUACUACAGCGUCGGGGAGGCGUCAGAAGACAUGGACGUGGACAGAGUGACUGAAAUCAGUCCGUACAAGAACAGAUGGAUGAUUCCGGUGUCGGAACUCCCAGACGGAAGACUUCAAGAAAGAAUUCUACCAUUGAGUGCUGAGGAAUUUGGAGAGCUGCAGCAUAUUAACAGAAACAACGGGAUGGACAGCUUGUGUAUAAUUUUACCACAGUAAAUCCACAUCAACAGACAUCUUCAUCCGGUCCAUCUUCAUCCUUCAGCUUUCCUUCAACAGCAGCUUGUGGAUUGAACAGCAGACACGCUAGGGAAUGGGAAUGGGUUUCACAUAUUUUGUUAACAUGUGUGUGUGUGUGUGUGUGUGUGUGUGUGUGUGUGUGUGUGUGUGAGAGAGAGAGAGAGAGAGACAGAGUGAAUUUGUGGAAUUGCACAACUGUGGAAAUUAUUUUUAUGCACCAGUGCAGGACGACGAGGCAAUAACGCAGGCUCCGGUUGUUGUUCCUUCGCGGCUUUAUUUAAUAUUGUACAUCUAAAGUAUAUAUAUAUGGAAACGUCAUUUCAAAACAGAUGUGCACACGACUCGUCCUCUGAACUCUGUGAAGUCUUAUCUAUGAAAUAAAAAUAAAACUUCGAGGUUAUACUCUACACUUUUUGCCAAAUAAAUAUGUUAAAAUGUUUA